Messenger RNA from Cercopithifilaria johnstoni, 825 nucleotides. The record is from the annotation of a GenBank genome assembly. Lineage: Eukaryota; Metazoa; Nematoda; Chromadorea; Rhabditida; Onchocercidae.
AUGGACUAUAUGUUAACAGCUUCAUUUCGUUUCAUGUCAGUUCCACGAAUUACAUUCUUAUGGAAUUUUUCAUUUCACAAGAACAGCCAUACACUAAGUUCAAACUCAAAUGGGCAGUCUCAUAAAUUAUUGAACAUAAGUAUGCGCACUAAAACGACAAAUAAAAGGAGAUCAUAUAUUGAAAUCAUUAAUGGAACGACAGAAAAUCCAAUCAAUAGUAAUGACGCUAAAUUUUCGAAAAAGGGUUAUGUCGAAAUUUGGAGAAAGCCAAGAAGAGAACAAAUGUACAGUGUAAAGACACUAUCGGAUAUGCAGGAAGAUAUUAAUAAAUUAGCACAAACAUUGUAUAAAUUAAGAGCAAAUGAAAAAGAUCAGCGAGAAAAGCCAUCGCAAGUAACCGUUAGUGAACCAAAAUUUGAGGAAGAAGAUCUUAGGUUAAGUACGGGUAUCGAUGGUUCUGUUGAGCGCCUUUCAUUCACUGUCCGCACUCCCGAUCGGCGAGUUCUCAUUAAGAAAUUUACUGGCAUUACUGUUUCCAGAACUAUUUUGGAAAUGUUACGAGAUCGAAAAGUGCGUGUCAAUGAAGUCGUUAUUUAUGAUUUUGCGAUUGUUUGCAAACCGAUGGAUACGUUGGAUAUUUGGAAAGGAGAAUUGGAGGAGAAUCCGGCAUUUGCUCAAAUAGAUCGUUUUCAAAUUCUUCAUAUCUUACAUUCUUCUUGUUAUCAAUAUUUUACCGUGCACGCCAUAGCCCUUAGGGAUUUAUUGGUCGAAAAUUGGUUUCCGUGGAAAAUUCCAGAAGUUGGAAACCAUCACCAGAUUAAUUAA